Molecule: messenger RNA, 7179 nt
Organism: Symbiodinium necroappetens
Lineage: Eukaryota; Dinophyceae; Suessiales; Symbiodiniaceae
Source: the annotation of a GenBank genome assembly
GCCAUGGCCGCGAUCCCAGCGGGGAACGUUCCUGACCCUGAAGAAGAGAUGGAGGAGGAGUUGGAAGAUCUGCCUGAGACCGAGAAGGAGGUGGACCCCCUUCGACAUGCAAGGAUCCGGCGCGAGGUGAAUGGAAAGGCAUUCACAGGUUACGUGGAGGACAUUGAGCAGGGCAAGGUCACUCACGAAAGACUUUACCGAAUAAAGUAUGAGGAUGGUGACCUUGAGCCCGUGCUGACAUUGCUGACGUGCAAGCUAGCAGGCUGCAAGGAGCACUUGACACCGGAGCAGGUGAAAGAAAUGAGGAUCGAAGACGAUGACGAGGACGGCGAUCUUGAAGAAGAGGAUGCAGAAGACGAGGAACCGUCGAAGGCAUCGGGAUCUCCGAAAGCCAAGGCGAAGGCCAAAGCAAAGGCCAAAGCUAAGGCCACCCCCAAGGCCAAGGCAAAAGCCAAAGCAAAAGCUAAGGCCAAGGCAGCGCCAAAGGCAACCGCCAAGGCCAAGGCAAAGGCGAAAGCCAAGGCGAAGGCCAAAGCCAAGGCCGCUCCAAAGGCUAAGGCGAAAGCCAAGGCACAGUGCCCGCCUUCCUUGCACGGCCUUCACACCCCAGGGCAAGGACGGCCUUCCGAAGCCAAUGGCUGGAGCCGCGAGCACGCGGCGAUGGCCCCUGGCGGCUGGGGGGCUCAGCAAAGCGAGGAGAUCUUGGAAGAGGAGAACGUCCGUUUGUCCGAUGACCUGCGGCACAGGAGUUUGGAACUCGAGCGGCUGGGUCGAGAGGCUGAUGGAUUGCGGGAGCAGAUCCGAGAGGAGCAGCAGCGGAGGCAGAGCCGGGUCGCCGACCUCACAGAGCAAGUGAUCACAGUCCAGGGUCAGAACAAGCUGCUGCAGGCUCAACUCUCACAGCUCCAGCUUCGAAGCUCCUCGAGUGCGGCAGAUGCCACGGGGCUGAAACGGGAAGUCGUCGCCAAGACCAUGGAGCUGGAGAAGUUGGUCCGUGAGUUUCAGCAGGUCCACGCUGAUCUCUUCUCACGUGCUCAGUCCCUAUCAGACAGCAUGCUGCGCCUUUCCGACUCCUCCAACGCUCCUAAAUCCAAUGGCCCCAAACAGUCGGACGCGGGGAGUCCACUGCGGAAUUUGCUGAGUGCUGAUUCAGCGCCGCAGAGGGCGGAGCAAUCCCAGUUUGCCUCGCUAGGGCCCCUUGAUGACGAGACGCGACACGCCUUAAAAACACGACUUCAAUCUCUUGGAGAUGUGGUCGUUUUUGCGAGUGACAAGUUUGAUGCUUGCUGCGCAUCUGGACACAGCAUACCUCCUGGUGCGAUGCGUGUCAGGUACGGGCAUCUCUGGGUCGUUGAGCAGGACAUCAUCCGGACACAGGGACCGGCCGAGAUUCUGGCGGGCUGCACACGUCGGAUCCUGGUCAUAUGCCAGGACCCUUACCGAUACACUGAGACUUUGCAGCACGCAUCUCAAUGCUCCCAUGCUUUGCUUCCGACACGGGCCAUGGGCCAUGCGAAAGCAAAAGCUGGAGCAAACGGAACCCUUGAAAACGGAGCUCCUCGAGGCCGAAAGCGUUCGGGUCCGCGGUUGUGGGUGUUGCCUCUGUGGCUGACGACUGUGGUGGUACUGACUUUGCUCACCUUCAGGCGAUUCCUCCCAGGCAAGGAAGGAGGAGUACGAAAGCCGCGCUCGGACAUCAGGCCGAAAGAAAGUGUUGAGCUCCUUUACAAGCUGGGACAUUGGCAUCGUCGUCGACACGAGGAUGUGGAAGCGCUGGUUUCUUUUCACUGGGCCAAAGAGGUGCUCCAACACCAGAUUGGAUCGCUCCAUUCUUUGGUUGCGGUGGAAAUCCUUGCCGACAUAGCGGAGACCAUGGACUCGCAAAACAGCCUCUGGGCCAUGGGCGAGAAGUUGGCCGUGUACGAGGAGUGCCUCUCCAUCAUCGAGUCGUUUGACUCUGGAGAGGUCGACCGGCUACUUAGCCGGGUCUCGGAAUUCACCGAACCUCUGAAGAACAUGGGCUUGGGUGCCAUCUCCAUGAACGAUGCAGAGUUGGAGCUCAAGAUUUGGGAGGUUUCCUUGCGGUUUUGCCUGGCUACCUCGUGCACAGAUAGCGUCCGUCACGGAGAGCUUCUCAUCAGAGUUGGUGUCGCUCUUUCUAAGCAAGCCGAGCAGGACUCAGAGCUAAUCAUGCAGUACUACGAGAAGGCAGAGCAGAUUCUCGUUAAAUUGCAACGGCAGAACUCGCACUGGUAUGCGAUUCUUGUGCACAAUAUGGGAGUGGUCUUUGGGCAGCAAGGGGACAGAAAUCGUGAGCUUGCGAGCUAUGAGAAGGCAGUGGCCACUUACCGUGGUCUGAAGAUGACCCACACAGAGACCUUCACGAGCAUAUUGUACGAGCUGGCUUCCAGCAGAACAGACUUCGGGGACAAAGAGGGCGGCCGUGAAGCUUUCCUGGAGGCUGAACGCGUCUUUGUUCAAAACCCGAAGCUGCAAUCCAGAAUGCGCUCGCAUUAUGUCGGUCAAUAUGGCGUCAGUCGUCGUGCAGCCGGUGAUCUGGCCGGAGCCAUUCACGCCUUCGAAAUAGCUCUGCAGGUUCAUGACAAAGCUCAAACAUUGCGUACAGAGAGCGGGCGCUCCGCGAAGCGAAGCCUCAAGGAAGCAGAGGAUGUCGUGGCCUCUCUGCCCAAAGAAGACAGAAGGCAAAUUACGAGGCGCAUCGAGGUGCUUCGAUGGCCGAGUGAACCAGAAACAGCUGAGGAGCUUGAGGCGGGGGUCUACCUGCAGCGCGCUGGAAGGCCGGCCGGUCGCCUCAUCCGCCUCGGUGGAACCUUGCCGCUGAAGAGUGCCGUCGAGCGAGCAUCCUUGCAGGGCUUGCAGCUGCUGGCCGCCAGACUGAACCAGUCUACUCCCUGGAAUGGCCCCACCAACCUGCCCCUGAAGCUCCACAUACAGGUCGAGGACGAUCAUGGCGACCCUGGCAAGGCUGCCGAGAUCUAUGCCCGAAUGCUGCGGAACAGGGAGGUCGACUUCCUCUUCGGACUGCACUCCUCGGAGUUGUUCAAGGUUGCAGUUGAUGCCGGCAACUCUGCGAAUGUGCUGACGCUGAUCAGCGGCGGUCCGCACCUCUUGGGCCCAGCCAUCAGGCCCCAGCUGUACAGCCCCUGGACUUUUUCACCGGAUGUUCAGGUUCAGGACCAGAUGGCAGGAGUUCUCGAGCUUGUGCAACAUCAAGUGCCUCCUGUGAGUUCUGUGGCCAUGGUAUGGGAUGGUGGGAGUGCCUUCGACAAAGAGAUGUGCACAGGGGCAAGCUCCCAUGCACAGCGCUUGGGCAUGGAGGUUCUGGACAACAUGAGCGUCGCAGAGCAGGCCAUCAUGCCACAAAUGCGACAGCUGAAGGCUGCAGGUCCCGACUUGCUGAUCGCCUGUGGCAACUUGCGCAGCGCCGAACAAAUUCUCGUUUCUGCCAGCACUUUGGGCUUCAUUCCGCGCGGGAUCGCCCUCACCGCCGUUUCUACGAGGGAAGCGGUGCGCUCCAUCGGGGCGCAUCUCGCGAAUUACGUCUUGAGCCCGCUGAUCUGGGAGCCUGUGCCUUCCCAGAGCUGCCCUGUCUUUGGUUCUGCACGGGACUUCGCGGAUGCCUAUCGAUCUAAGUUCGGGGAGGAGCCACUGCCGGCCAGCGCCGCAGCGGCAGCAGGGGGCAUCGCUCUCUUGGCUGCCGUCAAGACUGCGAGCAGCCUGGAGCAAGCUGCCGUGCGCGAGGCACUGCUGGCGCGAGAGCAGCAGACUUGCUAUGGACGACUGGCCUUUAGUAUGGAUGGUCUCAGGCAGAAUCCGACAACACUGGUGCAACAAGUUCAGCCACUGGGCGAGGACCAACCCAAGAUGGAUCGCUGGACCAGUUCGCAAAUUGUUACGGUCGGUCACGAGCAGCCACUGACUGGAUGGCCUUUGCCAACUUGGGCACAGAAGGAAAUCGACGUGUACCCGUGCAACCCCGGGCAGGCCGUGGUCCUGGACAUCGGUGGCAACGCAACGACAUGUGCGGAGUGCCCGGCCGGACGGUUCCGCACGCCCCGAUCCGUGGAAUGUGAAGAUUGUCAGCCGGGAACGUACGGCAUGCAGCCGGGUAUGAGCCAGUGCGACGUCUGUCCAUCUGGAGCUGCAUGUCCGGGCAACUCCGAGGUGGUCGCCAAACCUGGCUACUAUCAGCUUCCGGCAGCUUCCUUGGAGGGCGCUUUCGUACCGUGCUACCCGUCGCAGCUGUGCAUCGGUGAGAACCAGUGCGUGGAGGCUCACCACGGUAUCUUGUGCCAGAGCUGCGAGUUCGGAUUCUCGAAGCCCCUCUGGGGCCUAAAGCGCGACAAGUGCUCCAAGUGCCCCAGUCAGCGAGUCACCAUCGGAAGCAUCGCGCUGACGAUCAGUGUCUACGUGUUGUACAUCUGGUUGAUUGUGAAGGGAACGAAGUCUGCAUCACAGUCGAUGCGAGCUCUGCCUUCGGUGAUCCUGAAGAUUGGAGUGAACUACAUGCAGUUCGCUGGCACCGCCUUCGAGGCCACGAACUUCAAAGGAAUGGUGUCGGCGGUCUGUGGGGAAGGCUCCGCCAGCUGGAUCUUCCCAGUGGUGGCUUUGCCCGAAAGGCUGCAGUAUCCGCUGACCACUUUGAUGAGCUUGGAUUGCAUACUGCCAGAGGAGAGCGACGUGCGACCUUAUCAGGUCGAAAUCUUGGUGGGCUUGUUCUUGAUGCCGGCAGCCUUCUUCAUCAUGACGAUCUUCGCGUUUGUGCGCAAGGACUGCAUUGGCCAAAGGCUCAUGCCAUGGCUCCGGCGACAGCGAGCUCGGCGUCAUCCAGGAAGCUGCGCACGAGGAGGAGGGUGGCGAGCCAAGCUGUCGCAUCUCUGUCCCGCUCUCUCCAUCCUCGGGUGCAUCGCCAACGCGUCGGGACCCGACCCCCUUGUGCCGUUACCGUGGACUGGCAUAGGAUCAGUGCUUGACAAGCAAGAUGCAGCAGCCUCCUGGCAGGAUGCUCGCACGCCUACGACACUCGCAUUUGACGGCGAAGCGCCGCCUUCCGUCUUUGCGGCCUUUGUUGCCCAAGUCAACAUGGGAUCCAAAAGCGAAGAGUGCGACAUCAAGCUAUUGCAGCAUGUGAUGGGUAUCUCGAUUUCAGCGGAGGCGGUUGAACUCUUCUCCAGAGUUUCAGACAUGGCAGCAGCUGCUUUGGGAAAGCAGUGUGCCGAGAUGAGAUCUGGGAAGAUUGGAGAAUCGGAUCUGGAACUCUUUGAAUCUCCGGGAGCAGCGCUUGGCAUCCGGACUCUGCGGCACACGCUUCCUGGUCAAUUGCUGGGCUUCUACCCGGGAACGGUGAUGGAUGCCUCCGAGCCCAACCUUCCGAAGAGCGACAAGCUCUUUGCAAAUGAGUACAAUGGCGUGUAUCUGGACGGCAAGGGCUGGUUGCCUGCGCAUUGGCGUGACCAUCAUCUACUUCAAGGUCAGUCUCGAGCUAUUUGGCACGCCAACCGGCUGGCUGUUGGGAAUCUGCUGAACCAUCCACCUGCCGACAUCCUUCCAAACUGCAUUCCGAUGGCAUUUCGAUGGCCGACGUGGUCAGAGCUGGGCGAGGAGAACCCCGCUCUCUGGGCACGGCUACUUCCUCAUGUCUUCAUGCGGCAAGGACAAGUCGUGCAAACAGCCAGCGGAAGAAGAGAUGACCAGGGUGCUGUGAAGUUCCCUGCCUGGCCCUACAUGGGCAUGGCCUUCAUCACUGUGUUAGAGGCUCGCUCGGGAGAGGAGCUCUUCUGGAACUACCGCCGCUCGGCUGAUGCCCCGGGCUCCCAGAAGUUCCCGAGUUGGUAUUCGCCGGUGGAUGAAGACGCUCUGGAGUCGGCUGUCUUCGGAUGGAAAAAGAUAUGCGAGGACUAUCCGCUCACGCCGAUGUCUGCGUGUGGUACGCCUUCUCCCGCCUCUCCUUGGCGGCACUGCCGAACGGAGGACUCCGUGGGUGAUCGGCCCCGGGAUGCUGCAACCAAGAUCUUGGUCAACUCUGUGGCCAUGCGCUUCAUCAACUCGGUGAUCGUCAUGAGCUUUAUCCUCCAUCCCGUGGUGGUGAGGAUCCUGGUGGUCGGCUUCGAAUGCGAGGAGCUGGACGUCCUGCGCCACAGGCAUGACCUCGGAGUAGAGUGCAAAUCCACCACCCACAUGCAGUGGCUUUGCUUAAGCACCGUGGGGCUUGUUGUCUACGGAAUCGGCGUGCCGGUUGCACUCUUCAUAGCACUCUUCAGGGUUCGGAAGCGCCUCUUCCAUGCGGAAGUUCGAAAGAGAUUCGGCUUCCUGUACAACGGCUUUGAGCUCAGAUACUAUUACUUCGAAUCAGUGUACAUGUUCAGGAAGGUGAUGAUCCUCCUCUUUUUCACUGCUCCGACAAUGUACGUGCGAAUGGUUCUCAUGCUCUUCACCUCCUUUGGCUUCAUCUUGCUGCACGUCUAUUCCGGCCCCUUUGACAACCGUAGCUACCUCUGCCUUGAUCGGCUCGAGGCCUUGAACCUGCUCGCGCUGACCGUGACGGUGUCGGCACGCCUCAUCUUCGACAUCCGGCAGGAACUUUCAGGCGAGUUCUUCGAGGACUUCGUGAACCAUUGGACCAUGGACAUCCUCCUGGUGGCAGGGCCUCUGUUGGCCCAUGCGGCCUUCAUCUGGUUUGCGCUCUGGUCUCUCUUCAGGAACACCGUUCUCAAACAUCUGCUCCUCAAGGCCGACAUCUGGCCCGAGAAGAUGUCCCGCUUGCAGAAGUGCCUGCUCGGUCUAGAAAUCCACAAGCAGAAGGCGGCUUUUGAUGAAGACGAGCGUGGUUUGUGGAUCGACACUAGCUCCCUUAGCAAGCAGGAGCGGCAUUACAUGUUCGUGGCGAUGUGCGACACGCUACAUCGGUACAUGAACAGCAGCCAACGGGUUCACCCCGGUGAUGUCACGGCAGCUAUUCAAGAAGCCCUUAUUCGGUGCCGCCGGGCACGCCGGAAGCGUGCUGUUCGCCUGGAGCAGCUGGACAGGGAGUUUCGGGAACAACGCCAGCAUGGUCGUCGUGGAUGUUUGUCUCGGCUAAUUCGGUGGCAACGGGUUAUGAAUAUCUCCCUAUACGGUGACCGACAGACAGAGUUGCAAGAGCAAGAACCUGGCUGUGGG